This is a messenger RNA of Indicator indicator, 1950 nucleotides long. It is a transcript of the gene ACTR3, whose product is annotated as actin related protein 3. Lineage: Eukaryota; Metazoa; Chordata; Aves; Piciformes; Indicatoridae. Gene Ontology annotation, biological process: Arp2/3 complex-mediated actin nucleation. Gene Ontology annotation, molecular function: actin filament binding. The record is from RefSeq and is a predicted model, not a curated record. Gene Ontology annotation, cellular component: Arp2/3 protein complex; actin cortical patch. The transcript has 12 exons. The coding region runs from base 12 to 1268 and encodes 418 amino acids.
UACCGAGGAGCAUGGCAGGGCGGCUUCCGGCCUGUGUGGUGGACUGCGGCACGGGAUAUACAAAGCUUGGAUAUGCUGGUAAUACUGAACCCCAGUUCAUUAUUCCUUCAUGUAUUGCUAUCAAAGAAUCAGCAAAAGUGGUCGAUCAAGCACAAAGGAGGGUUUUGAAAGGUGUCGAUGAUUUAGACUUCUUUAUCGGGGAUGAAGCAAUAGAAAAACCAACUUAUGCAACCAAGUGGCCCAUCCGCCAUGGUAUAGUUGAAGACUGGGACUUGAUGGAGAGAUUUAUGGAGCAAGUAAUCUUCAAGUAUCUAAGGGCAGAACCUGAGGAUCAUUAUUUUCUUUUGACUGAGCCACCUUUGAAUACACCAGAAAAUAGAGAAUAUACUGCUGAAAUAAUGUUCGAGUCUUUCAAUGUUCCAGGGCUAUAUAUUGCUGUUCAGGCUGUCCUUGCCUUAGCUGCAUCUUGGACGUCAAGACAAGUAGGAGAACGAACAUUGACUGGCACAGUUAUAGACAGUGGUGAUGGUGUCACUCAUGUUAUUCCUGUGGCUGAAGGUUAUGUGAUUGGCAGCUGUAUCAAACACAUUCCAAUUGCUGGGCGUGAUAUCACAUACUUCAUUCAGCAGCUGCUGAGGGAGAGAGAAGUAGGAAUUCCUCCUGAACAAUCCUUGGAAACAGCUAAAGCAGUGAAGGAACGCUUUAGUUAUGUUUGCCCUGACUUAGUAAAAGAAUUUAACAAGUAUGACACAGAUGGUACAAAGUGGAUUAAACAGUAUACUGGAAUUAACGCUAUCUCAAAGAAAGAAUUUACCAUUGAUGUUGGCUAUGAGAGAUUCCUGGGGCCAGAGAUUUUCUUCCAUCCUGAGUUUGCUAAUCCUGACUUUACACAACCUAUCUCAGAAGUAGUAGAUGAAGUUAUUCAGAAUUGUCCCAUUGAUGUUAGACGUCCUCUGUAUAAGAAUAUUGUCCUCUCUGGAGGCUCAACCAUGUUCAGGGACUUUGGUCGUCGUUUACAGCGAGACUUGAAAAGGACUGUUGAUGCCAGACUGAAACUUAGUGAAGAACUUAGUGGUGGCAGACUGAAGCCUAAGCCCAUCGAUGUACAAGUCAUUACACACCAUAUGCAGAGAUAUGCUGUUUGGUUUGGAGGAUCAAUGCUGGCUUCCACACCUGAAUUCUACCAAGUAUGCCAUACCAAAAAAGAUUAUGAAGAGAUUGGUCCUAGCAUCUGUCGUCACAACCCUGUGUUUGGAGUCAUGUCUUAAAGCUGACCUUGGAGGGGUCAGGGAUAGGGAGAUGGGGAGGAGGAAGAGGAGUCUUUCUGAUUACUUGUUUGUCUGAUGGCUGGUAUUAAGAUAACAAACGACUUGACAAUAAGAAAAAGACCAAACACAAGCAGGAUUAUUUUAAUAAGCGUCUCAACAUGCGGAUGUAGUGGAAAGCCAAAAUGAUCACGUUUUUCUUUAGAUUGAUUAUUUGAACCUGUGCGUAACAAAACAAAACAAAAAGGUGGAUUUUAGUUCUUUCUGUGCCCUGAUAUUUUGUAUAUUAAUGGAUUAUCCAAGAUUUGAUGGGAUUUGAUGGUGUGUAGAUAGUGAGCUCUAAUGCUUCUGUUGUACCCUUUCAUGGGUGCAACGCAGGAGCUUGUUUAUAUUUCAUACUUUUUUAUACUUUGAGGAAAAAUAUGAACUUAAGAUACUGUAAUAUUUGAGGAAAAAAAAUUACCAGUGACCAACUUGAAAGUAAAUUUAAAAAAAAAAAAGAAAGUCAUGACUCAUGCAACUACUUCUUGCAAAUCAUGACCAGUCUAAAUUCUGGGUUCCAUACAAUGCGAGUGCUUUUGGAACUAAGAAGCUAGUAUCUUGGAUUAACCGACGCCUGCUAGUGCUUUCUGAUUACUUGGUGCAUUUUCAUACUAUCUCUUGCUUUAAAAGAAGAAAAAAAAAA